Messenger RNA from Phycomyces blakesleeanus NRRL 1555(-), 1425 nucleotides. RefSeq lists its product as hypothetical. The transcript is spliced from 8 exons. NCBI's taxonomy places the organism in Eukaryota, Fungi, Mucoromycota, Mucoromycetes, Mucorales, Phycomycetaceae. The coding region runs from base 1 to 1425 and encodes 474 amino acids. Gene Ontology annotation, biological process: nuclear-transcribed mRNA catabolic process, nonsense-mediated decay. The record is from RefSeq and is a predicted model, not a curated record.
AUGGAUGAGAUCAAUGCAUUAUUAGAGGAAACAAAUCUCGCUUCUUUAAGAGACAAUGGCUUAAUUAUAGUGUCGAUUGUCGGAAAUGGGGACUUUCGACCAUACUCUGUUCAUGGCAGCGGCACAAUGACAAACACCACAGUAGUAUUAGCCAAUCGCAUGGUUGGCCAGGAGGUGUUUGUACCAAGAAAUAAGCCACUUAAGGAUGGCACAAUCGAGGUUGUGAAAGCGUGCCAGCUAUUCGUGGAUAAAAAAGCAAAGAUUGCCUACCUGUACCUUGAUUCUGUUGUCACAACUGAAACCAUGGCAGAGAUGGCCCAAAAUUCGGAUACAAAGAAUAUGCAAGAUCAACUAAAGGACGAAAAAUUGACGACUAUGAAAGGCCUAUUGAUCAUGUUACUCAUGUCGCACUUGGUGAUUUCUAUCCUACCCCCAUCUGUAUUACCUGCCGAGUUCUUAUCAACAUUGUCAGCACUAAGUCAAGUCAAGCAAGGAAUCUACACACAUCUUUCUCAGCUUCAAUCAGCCUGCUGGAAAUGCUGGGAUAUCAAUGUACCUAAUGCUCUCUUUGAAAGAAAGGAAGGGGAGUACAGAAGAGAACGUGAGCGUUUUUAUCCCAAUUUGAUGGGCUGGUGGGGGCCUGCAAAAGGUGUCCCUAUGAUGGUGUUUGUUGCAGCAGAGGCAGCUAUUCCAAACCUAGAUACAACCCCCCGUGCUGGACUUCCAAUGGCUAUCAAACGCCAUCAAGAAACGUUACAGGUUAAGUUGAAGACUAUAUUUCGAGCCAUGCAUUUGAUACCCGCUGCUCCUGAAAACAAUAACUCACAUCCUCCUGUAGAAGUAAGAUCCCUAUUUGCACUUCCAGCCACUCAGUCGUUUAUACAUAUUGUUCCUGCUAUACCUUCACCUGCGAAAGUUCCUGAAUCUGAUGAUUUCUCAUUUGAUCGACCAAUGGAUUUAUCCGAAUGGUUGGAGAAGUCAGCUGUUAUAAGCGAGGAAAAGAUUCAAGAAAAGAGCAAGGAUAACAAAAAUAUUCAGUCUAGUCAAUCGAUGCUUGAAGAAUGUGGUGAUAGAUUAUUACGCAACUUUGUCUCUCAUUGGGUCAAAGCAUCAACCACACGGCACCCAAUGCACGCCCAGACUAACCACAACAGCAGUAGAAAAGGCCAUGAUAGCAAAUCUAACCAUGUCCCUCUCCCUACUGCUUUGCAAUUUGUUUCUGCUCUUAUGCCCUUACGCACACUGACUUACAACCUUCCCCCAGGACCAGAUGGGCAGGAUUUCAAAAAAGCAGUCAUUGCACAGUCUCCGGGAGCAAAAGGAAUGAUCCAGCAAAUCGAGGUUAUUUUGCGAAAGAAGACACGGGAUGUAGUAGACAUUGAAACCUUGUUUUCAAAGAGGCGUGUGCUUGCCCAAUGGAAGUAA